Molecule: messenger RNA, 2100 nt
Organism: Babjeviella inositovora NRRL Y-12698
Lineage: Eukaryota; Fungi; Ascomycota; Pichiomycetes; Serinales
Gene: BRE1
Product: E3 ubiquitin-protein ligase
Exons: 2
Coding region: 1-2100 (699 amino acids)
Cellular component (GO): HULC complex; nucleus
Molecular function (GO): ubiquitin protein ligase activity
Source: RefSeq, a predicted model, not a curated record
AUGUCGUUGGAGGAGAACAAAAAACGUAUCGCCGAGUCUGCCACAGAUGACUCACCCAAGCGAAGAAGAAGGGCGUUGGAUGAGCUAAGCGAAGAAGGUCCCUUGACGCAAAAGGAUGUGAUUUACUUCCAGAAGGAAGCUAUCUGGCGACAGAUGAACCAUUACAAGCAAAAGUCUGUCCAGCUCAACGACCGAGUCAACAGAUACGCCAAACAGUGCAAGGUCAAUGAGGCCCGUGCUGCUAUUUUGAAUGCAUGGUACGACGAACUUGUAUUGUUGCUUAAAGCCAAAGUUGGCACCGUCUCGGAUGUGAAUCAAGAUCUCUUGGCUGACUUGCCGGAGGGAGAUGAAGAAGCCAACGAGGUGCUACAGCAGAGACGAUCCCAGCUUCUAGAGUUGUUGACCCCGGUGUUGCUGUCCCAUUCCGGUCUGUCGAAUUCCAUGAUGGAGAAGAAGCUAGAGGUGUUGAUCAAGGACCUCUCCACUCUCAAAGCACAGAAACUGAGCGUUGCCAAGGAAAAUGAGUUGCUAAACGGCACAAUCACCAAGUUGAACCAAGACCUCGAGGACCUUAUCAAACACCAGGAACGAUUGUCUUCCAAGACUCUUAAUAGAAUCAGCGAAUCUCACGGUAGAGAUUCUGAGUCUACUCAGAGCGACGCAAAUGGCUCCAAGCCCGACACCUCCAAGCCCGACGCCUCCAAGCCUGCUCAAACUAUCAACAACGAGGAGCUUGAGCAGCUUACCAUCCAGCUCAACGAGCAUAAGGCCCUCAACACAAGUUUGCAAAAGCAACUUAACGACCAAUUGAGCAGUAUCACCGCCAUUACCAAUGAAAAUAAGCAGUUGCAACUCAAAAUUGCGGACCCUUCCGACGAUGACAUUACAAAGACAGGCAUUUUUCAAACUUUACAGAAGCAGGUUGCCGUCACGAGCGCUGCGUCCGUCGAAACCCGCGAUAUCAACGAGUCCCUCAUCAAGGAGAUCCAGGGGUUAGAGAGCGAAAGAUCCAAGUUCAGAACAGACCUAAGGGCUGUGAUGGAGAAGGAGCUACGCGAGAUGAAGGAAUCGAUGGGGAAGAGCGACACUGACUUGACCAGAAUCAGAACCAUAAGGGAUGACUUGUUGGCACAGAUCGCAAUCUUGAAGGCGAACAAGACAAACAAAGAAGUCAUGGAGGGCUACAAUACCGUGAUCGAAGCGCAAAAGACACGCAUAGCCGAGCUUGAAGCCAACCCGAACGUGUACCGCAAAGAGCUCUUGCAAAAGUUGGACCCUGUGGAUGAGUCCGUUACCAGAGAGCUGUUAAUUCUGAAGAACAACCUCCUUGUGGCUGAGUUGAAGGAAUUGGAGGUUGCCUUCAAGAAUGUGCAUAGUUUAUCUCUCAAGAAGAUUGCCUCCUUAGCCGAUGCCGACUCCAUGGUUAACAAGCUCAAUGUGGAAAAGUCCAAGGCCGAUCAGAAAUACUUUUCGGCGAUGCGAGCUAAGGAUGCGCUAUCCAGCGAGAAUAAAACCCUUAAGCAACAGAUUAGUGCCACCAGAGAUUUUAUCACCCAGUUGAAGGAGAUUGAGAAGGCUCACCUAUUGAAGAUUGAGUUGUUAGAGGCCACAAACAAAGACUUGAAGGCGACCUACCGUAACUCUGUCGAGGACGCUAUUGCAAAGGAUCACAAGUUGACGGCCAGCCAUGCCAAGACUUCCGAGUUGGCUGCAAAGUACAAAGACUUGCAGAUCAGGCAGCUUGCGGAGGGUGACAAGUCUAUCCGUGAACUUCAGUUGAAAAAUGAGUUGGAAAACGAAGCGGCCAAGUUGAAGUCAAAGGUCUCUUCGUUGGAGUCCUUGCUUAGCAAGUACAAGGCCCAUGUAUCCAACAGUGCUUCUGGGAUCCCCUUUGAUGAGGAUCAGAAGACCGUCGAGGCGUUAAGAGCGUUGGCUAAGUGCUCAGUAUGCUCCAAAAACUGGAAGGAUACGGCCAUCACCGUGUGUGGGCAUGUCUUCUGCAGCGAGUGCGCCGAUGAUAGAAUCAAGUCCAGAAUGAGAAAGUGCCCGUCGUGCAAUAAGCAGUUUUCUGUGAACGACUUGUUGACCAUUCAUUUGUGA